CCCAUCCUGUCUCCUCCCACUCCCGCACACGCGCCGCCACUCCCUUCCCUCCCGUCUGGAUCUCGCCCCCUCCUCCGCUCCCUCCGCCGUGCCCGAUCCGCCGCUCCCUCCGGCGACGCGCCUCCGCCGCCCCUCUGCCGCUGCGCCUCCGCCGCCCCUCCGCCGCGCCCUCCGCCUCACUCACUCCUCCGCGCCCCUCCGCCGCGCCUCCUCCUCCGCAUCCAUCCGCAGCGCCCCCCCCUCGCCUCUCCCUCCGUCGCUCCCUACGCCGGUUCCUCCGCCGCUUCCUACGCCGCUCCAUCCGCCGACGCGACUCCGCCGCCCCGCCGCCGCUCCCUCCGCCGCGCCCCCUUUGUCGCCCUCCUUUUCCUCCCCACCACGCCGCCUUCCUUUCGUCGGCUCGUCGCCACUCCGCCGCCGCUCCCUCUGCCGCGCCCCCUCAGCCGCGCCUCCUCCGCCGUCCGUCCCUCGCGCCCCACUCCACGCCGCGCCCCACUCCGCCCCAGCUUCAGAUCUAGAAGCAGCGCGUCGUCAUGGACGGCAACGGCGACGACCACUUCUCGCAGCCGGAUCCGGCCUUCCCCUCCGGCGCCUUCGACCUGUACUCCCAGGCGGAUUCGUAUCAAGGACCACGAUCCGGGAUGCAGGCCUUGGAUCUGAACUCCCAGGUCGACGAGUUCCCCGCCUUCAGCUCGUACGCCGACAUCCUCCGGAGUGACCACGGCGGAGUUGCUCGAGGGGGCGGUGCUCGCACACCCGGGCUUCGCGUGGCCCACAAUGGCGGCGGAGACAGCAGAGGAGGAGGCGCCACGAGAGGUGGCGGCGCAAGUGCUGACAAGGGUCGCGGCGCCGGGGGGAGCAGAGGAUGCGGCGCCGCGAGAAGCAGAGGUGGUGGUGCAAACCGUGUCGGCGGCACUGGCGGUAGCAGAGGUCGUGGGCGGGCGACUAGGAACCUAUUCAUUGGUUCCGCGUCUGCUGGUGGUGCUGCCGGCGGCGGUGGACGCGGCGGUGGACGUGUGGGUGGCCGUCGUCGACGUGGAGGCAGUGACCAUGAAGAUUAUGUGUAUGCUGACGAAGGAUACGCGCCAGAGGUUGCUGAUGGCGUGGAAGUGAUAUUUCCUGGCUCUUCAAAGGAUGCUAGUUCUUCAACUGAGUUGUCAAGUGAUGAUGAGGAUAAUCAUAUUAUGGAAGAAUCAUCUAGUGAAGAUGAAACUAUGGAGCUCAUAUUGCACUGUCGUAAGAGGAAUCGGGAGUUCGUCCAAAUGAUGUUAACACUCGGUAUGUACUACGAAUCUUACAUACACAAAGCUCCAAGGAGGGUUGCAUCAGUGACGGGCAUUGAAUGGGUAACAGAAACAUUAUCAAAUCCGACCUCUUGUUAUAACAUGUUUAGGAUGAGUUGCCCAUUAUUUAAUCAACUUCAUGAUCUAUUAGUUGACUCAUAUGGUUUGAGAGCCACUCGAGAUAUGUCAACAGUGGAGGCCUUAGGAAUGUUCCUAUGGAUAUUAGGUGCACCGCAGUCACUUAGGCAAGUUGAGGAUCGAUUUGUGAGGUCGUUGGAGACAAUAAGCCGUACGUUCGACAAAGUGUUAGGCACUGUUCUUAAGCUAGCAGUACAUAAUAUUAGGCCACAGGACCCUGAAUUUAAGACGGUGCACAAGAGAUUACUCAACCCUCGGUUUGCUCCGUAUUUCAACAACUGUAUUGGAGCUAUUGAUGGGACACACGUUCCAGUCGUGGUGCCAAGUGAAAAGGUCAUGCAAUAUACAAACAGGCACGGGUAUACCUCACAGAAUGUGUUAGCUAUUUGUGACUUCGACAUGAGGUUUACAUUUGUUGUUAGUGGAUGGCCAGGAUCGGUCCAUGAUAUGAGAGUGUUCAGUGAUGCCAUAGAAAAAUACGGUGACAAGUUUCCACAUCCUCCUACAGGCAAGUUUUACCUUGUUGAUUCGGGGUAUCCAAACCGUCCCGGUUACCUAUCACCUUACAAGGGUACGAAGUACCAUCUACCGGAGUUUCGUAAUGGUCCAAUGCCCAGAGGUAUGCAAGAGACCUUUAAUUAUGCACAUUCAUCCCUUAGAAAUGUUAUCGAGAGGUCAUUCGGAGUUUUGAAGAUGAAGUGGAGGAUACUGAUGGGUAUACCAAGUUUUCCAAUGCACAAGCAAAGCAAAAUUAUUGUGGCUUGCAUGGCAAUUCACAAUUUUAUCCGAGAGAAUAGUGUUGCCGAUAGGGAAUUUGAUUUGUACGAUUGUGAUGAAAAUGGUGUCCCAAUGCCCGGAACUUCAAACCGCGGAGGAGGUGAGACAAGUACCCAAGUAGAAGAAGAAGAUAGCAACAUGAAUGCAUUUCGAGAUGAAAUAGCUCAUGCCUUGUACAAUAGGUCUAGAUAAAUUGAUUUCAAUGUUGUAAUGAUAAUGUAUUUGUAGUUUAAUUUUGGAGUUGUUGGACAUUGUAAUAGACAUAAAAUUCCCUUCUUAUGCACUGGUGUAUGACUGAAA
Molecule: messenger RNA, 2498 nt
Organism: Setaria italica (foxtail millet)
Lineage: Eukaryota; Viridiplantae; Streptophyta; Magnoliopsida; Poales; Poaceae
Product: U3 small nucleolar RNA-associated protein 25
Exons: 3
Coding region: 534-2390 (618 amino acids)
Source: RefSeq, a predicted model, not a curated record